Messenger RNA from Hylaeus volcanicus, 1513 nucleotides. RefSeq names its product dynein light chain Tctex-type protein 2B-like. Bases 251 to 823 code for a protein of 190 amino acids. NCBI's taxonomy places the organism in Eukaryota, Metazoa, Arthropoda, Insecta, Hymenoptera, Colletidae. Gene Ontology annotation, molecular function: dynein intermediate chain binding. Gene Ontology annotation, biological process: microtubule-based movement. The record is from RefSeq and is a predicted model, not a curated record. The transcript has 4 exons. Gene Ontology annotation, cellular component: cytoplasmic dynein complex; cytoplasm.
UCGUCUUCUUAUUCUCCCUACGAAAUAUUAGUUAUGUUAGAUAGGACUACAAUUUCAAACGUAUGUUUAUGAAUAAAUGAAUGCUUACUAUAAUCUUGGCAAAAGAAAUAACGCACGUUCUUUCCUGCGCGCUGGUCGGACCACAUGUAAAGUUAUUACAUAUAUACAUAUAGAUAUACAGCCAAAGUCUGGUGCCGUAGAAUCUUUAAUAUAAUAGUGAAAAAAAAGUCAAAGAAACAAAUAUACACCAAUGCAAAUGGAGGAAAACGUCCAAAUGAAAGAUUCCAUUGAACCAGAGAAUAAAGUGUCGACAGAAAAAAUCGAAAAAGAAGAGAAAAUGCAGGUGAAUUUAGAGGUUAUCGAAGACAUAGAGACUACAACUUCGCAACAACCGGUUUACCAAAUACGACCUCAACUACACGACAAGUUUAAACCUUUAAACGCAAAAGAGGUAAUACAUAAUGUAUUAUUCGAUCAGCUUUCUGCAAAAACUUAUGAUUCGGGAGAAGCUGUUCAAUGGACUAAAGAUAUAGCAGAUAUAAUUAGAGAGAAAGUUAAAGAUUUAAACUUCAAACGUUACAAAUAUAUUGUAAAUGUUGUUUUGGGUGAACAACAUGGAGCAGGGGUAAAAAUGGGUACAAGAUGUAUUUGGGAUGCGGAAGCUGAUAGUUAUGCUUAUGAUAGUUUUGUGAAUCAUUGGAUACAUACAAUGGGUACAACUUUUUCAGGACACUAUAUUCUGUGUGGCUACUGUGUAUGCUGUAUAUUUUUACUAGAGAUGGUAUGCCUUCAAAUGUUCUCUGACAAAAUUCGCUACUUUUGAUAAGACUAUUUAUAAAGUGUCACGGAUGUUGGAGGAAAAUAAAGAGCGAUUGGAUUUAUAGGGGAUUUGGAUGCUAUCGUUGAAAGUACAAGCUGCUGUUAUUACUUGUUUAACACGCUUCUUAUAUAUAUCGGCCUGGUACUAUUUUUUUACAUAUAUGUAUAUAAAGAUAGUAUUUGUAUUCAUGUAUUUUAUAACACACUUAGAUGUAUUGCAACGAGUGUGCACUAUAUUUACAUGUUUGUGUUUCCUAGAAUUAUUAUAGCACCAUAAUUCACAGUAUUAUCUUAAAAUAACAAAGAAAUUUUUAGUUACGUUUCGUUAAAAACAGUUAAGUUUGUGGCUAUGACAUUUAAUUAAAUUAUUUUCACCAACGUUGCUCUAAACUACCGAGAGUAAUUACUAAUAUUAUUAUUGUAUUACACGUUUCAAGCACGAUAUAUGGACGUUUCAUAUCCAUUCGUUACGUAUGUAACAAAUUAAAUUAUAUUUCGAAUAUAAUUUGAAUUUUGUUUAAAUAUAUAAACAACUGUUGGUAUGUGGUACAUAGAUACCUAGUUAUUGUAUAAGAGGAAGUUAGCAGUCCAAUUGGACUACAAGUACAAAUUUUAUAUGCUUGAUAAUAUAUUGUACAUACAAUAAUAUUGUUUUAAUAAUAUAACGAUACAAAAGGAUGUAUGUAUAUUUAUA